Molecule: messenger RNA, 960 nt
Organism: Babjeviella inositovora NRRL Y-12698
Lineage: Eukaryota; Fungi; Ascomycota; Pichiomycetes; Serinales
Product: phosphoglycerate mutase
Exons: 1
Coding region: 57-779 (240 amino acids)
Biological process (GO): positive regulation of DNA repair; fructose 1,6-bisphosphate metabolic process; negative regulation of programmed cell death
Cellular component (GO): cytosol
Molecular function (GO): fructose-2,6-bisphosphate 2-phosphatase activity
Source: RefSeq, a predicted model, not a curated record
AAAGACUUUUUCGAGCCUUUUUGAUAGACUCUUUUACUUCUAUACAAUAUACUCAAAUGACCGGGAAACUUGAUGAAGAACUCGCCAAUACCGACCCAACCGUGCUCCGUGUCUUUAUCGUACGUCACGGCCAGACGGAGUUCAACCGCAAAAAGAUCCUCCAAGGCCACCUUAACGUCCCGCUCAACGAAACCGGGUAUACACAGGCCGACCUGAUUGGCUCACGUCUUGCGAACGUGCAUAUCGACCGUAUCGUGUCUUCAGAUUUGACCCGAUGCCAGCAGACAGCCCAGCCGAUUAUCGCGAAGAAUAUAAACGAGGUUCUUGCGGAUGAAUUGCACAUCACGGAGAACCUACGCGAAAGGGCGAUGGGCCCCCAUAUCGAGGGAAAAACCAUCCCUGAGGCCAUGGCGUACGCCCAGUCCCAAGGGGUGGACAACUUCAGACACUACGGCGAAGCCUUAGGGGCCGUGACCCAUAGGUUGGACGCGGAGUGGACCAAGUUGACCACUGGGCCGGACUCUUUGUCCCAUAAAAACGUGGUGCUCGUGACCCAUGGCGGGGUGAUCAGAAGAUGGUUACCGUACUUGCACAAGCAGGGGAAGUAUGGGUUAAAGGAAGGGUUGACGGAGGAGGACUUGAAAGUGCCGUACAACACGUCGUUGACGGUAGUAGACUUUUACAAGCAUGAGAGCAAGCAUCCCGGAAUGAUCCAGAUGUUCGGUGACACCGCCCAUCUAGGGGCCCAGUUAAAGGUUAAGGAUCAGGAUUUGAGAUAAUAGGGUGUGUUAAUGGUACGUCGGGUAAUGCAGAUCCCCUUCGAGAUGCGGAAUCUUUCCCUGCAUUUAGAGUAGCAUGGUAUUUAGCUUUAUAGGUUGAUAGGACCCCCUCGCCCUCUUUAUUGUAUAGCUAGUGUCUAGGAAACCAACUAUAUUCUCUCUUAGAUAACAGAUUUCAUAC